GGUCAGGCGGGCAGCAAGAUGCUGGAUGGACGCCGCUCCCUGGCAUGGCUACCGCUGGCACUCCUAGUGCUGCACUGCACGGGCCCCGCCGCUGCUUACUUCGGGCUGACGGGGAAUGAACCAUUGACCAUCCUCCCUCUGACUUCAGAAACGGAGGAAGCCGCUGGCAAAGCGCAUUACAAAAUCUGUGACCGGCUCAAACUCGAGCGAAAGCAGCGCAGGAUGUGCAGACGUGACCCCGGGGUAGCAGAGACCCUCAUGGAGGCAAUUAGCAUGAGCGCGCAGGAGUGCGAAUACCAGUUUCACUUCGAACGUUGGAACUGCACCCUGGAAGGGAGAUACCGAGCCAGUUUACUUAAACGAGGUUUUAAAGAAACGGCGUUCCUUUAUGCCAUCUCUUCGGCAGGACUCACCCACGCUAUGGCCAAAGCUUGCAGCGCGGGGCGCAUGGAGCGCUGCACGUGUGACGAGGCUCCGGAUUUGGAGAAUAGGGAGGCCUGGCAGUGGGGGGGCUGCGGGGAUAACUUGAAAUACAGUAACAAGUUCGUCAAGGAAUUUCUGGGGAAGAAAAACAGCAAAGACCUUCGAGCCCGAGUGGACUUGCACAACACCAAUGUGGGAAUCAAGGUUAUCAAAGCCGGAGUGAAGACCACUUGCAAAUGUCACGGUGUAUCCGGAUCUUGCACGGUUCGUACCUGUUGGAGACAACUGUCGCCCUUUCACGAGAUCGGCAAACAGUUAAAGCUAAAAUACGAGACUUCCCUAAAAGUUGGAAGCACCACCAACGAAGCUACGGGAGACGGGGACAUUUCUCCCCCCAAAAAACCCGUUUCUGGGCACAGCGACCAAAUUCCAAGGACUACAGACCUGAUUUACAUUGAUGACUCUCCAAGUUUCUGUCGGAUGAGCAAGUACUCGCCAGGAACCUCUGGACGGAGAUGUUACAAAGACAAGAACUGCGAAAGCAUCUGCUGCGGCCGAGGACAUAAUACUCAGAGCAAGGUGGUAACCAGGCCGUGCCAAUGCCAGGUUCGCUGGUGCUGCUACGUGGAGUGCAAACAGUGCACGCAAAGGGAGGAAGUUUAUACCUGUAAGGAUUAGCGACGGUUUGUAGACAACGUUACAAAGAGAGGCCACCAGCGGCGUACGGAGUCAAACAGGGUUUGAGUGACGUUAUGGGAUCGAAAGCACUUUGUAGGGUACAGAUUACCCAACUGUGUUGCUGAUUUUUUUUUUUUUUUUUUUUUGAGGCUGAGCUGGAAAACUUCUAUUAAGUGCCUUUGUGUAUAUAUUUUAUAUAUAAAUAUAGUGGACAUGAAGUGCCAACAUUUCAUAUAAAAUAAUACGCUCUUUAUCAUUCAUGCCGGCUUCGUUGAACAUCUAGAUAAAAUAACAAAAUUUUACAUGUAACCGACACCUGGAUCUUCUAGAAAAAUUGUUUUUAUUUUUGUUCUUUAAAAAAAAAACUGGAGAUAAAAAGGCUUAUUUCCCUGUGCCUUGGAAUGUUAUCCAGUCGAACACAAGGGUUGGUAACAAAAGCAUAAAGCAGGACAAAAUUGCAAUGACAAUUUUUUUUUUUUAAAUAUAAUAAUUGUACAGUAAACGGAAAA
Spea bombifrons (plains spadefoot toad) is the source of this 1610-nucleotide messenger RNA. It is a transcript of the gene WNT9A, whose product is annotated as Wnt family member 9A. The transcript is spliced from 4 exons. Gene Ontology annotation, molecular function: cytokine activity; frizzled binding. The coding region runs from base 19 to 1101 and encodes 360 amino acids. Gene Ontology annotation, cellular component: extracellular region. The record is from RefSeq and is a predicted model, not a curated record. Lineage: Eukaryota; Metazoa; Chordata; Amphibia; Anura; Pelobatidae. Gene Ontology annotation, biological process: cell fate commitment; canonical Wnt signaling pathway; neuron differentiation.